GGCAAGGACGAAUGGGUACCUGUCGACAUAGAUGCCGACAAGAAGGAGGAGGGCCCGGAGGUAAAGUCACCUUCGGCGGCAGCGAGCUCCGGACCUACGACCCAGGUCAAGCGGGAGUUCGUCUUCAACGGCCAGAAGAUGGAGUAUGUCACCUCGGAGGGCAAGGUCAAGGAGAAAGACCCGGGCAACGCGCACCAGGGUCGCAAGAAGGAGAAGCAGAUGGAGCUGGACCCGGCGUUCGCACUGCAGGUGGACCCCCGCGAUCCGAGGACCACACGGGGACCGUGCGGGCAGACGCAUCGCAAGUACUUCACGGUCAACAACCAGUGGGGCCAGACAAGGACGUGCUAUCGGUGCGGGCUGAGGCUGCUCUACGUUCCGACCACGAAGGCGCCGAUGACGAACCUCAGCAUGCAGCAUCCGAAGUUGGUGGAGUCCGGCCUGGAGCUGGUGCGGCACUGCAACCUGUGGGAGACGGCCAAUCACGUGCAGGUGACCGCGAUGAUCAACAUCGCCACCUCACUUCGGAGGCUCCCCGGGACCGAGAUCCGACACACGCCGGAUGCGCUGCUGGAGAUGUUGGGGGCAGCGAAUCCCAGGACACUACUCGCAGGACUGACUUUGGCCAUGACCGUGGGUACGAUCACCGAGGCAGUGGAGAUCUGCUGCCAUCCCAACAGCAUGCUGACCGACGAGUGCACCAACAUCGGCCUCAGCAUGGAGCGGAUCAGCAUCGAGAACGGCUACAACCUCAGCACGAAGACGGGGUUCGAGGCCGCUAGCAAGAAGCUGGACGAGGUGAUGCCGAAGAGGGCUUGGAUAUCGCUACCAUGCACACUGUGGACUUCGCUUACGAACUUCAACUACAAAACACCAGAGGCACGUGCACGCCUCGAGAAAGACCGACUUCGAGACAGACGACGUGUGAAGUAUGGAGUUCUCCUGUUGCUAAAGAUUGUUGACAACGGAGGCGAGAUCUACUUCGAGUGGCCUCACAGGUGUCAAGGCUGGAAGAUUCCCGAGCUCAACUUUCUACGCACAGAGUUGAGGCGUCGGGGACGACACGUCUUCGAGGAUCGGAUCGACGGGUGCAUGUACGGCCUCAGGGACUACAACACCAACGAGCUCGUCGAGAAGGGCUGGAGGAUCAUGACCACCGACCCGGAGUUCUCCAAGGUCGCGACCGUGUGUGACCACUCACACGGCCACCGAGUCAUCAGCGGAAAGCUACACACUGCAGCCACAGCCUACUACCCGCAGGCGAUGUGCAAGGCAAUUGCCCGGCUAUGGCAUGCUCAACUCCGGACCCCGAUCGACCUCAACAUGGCCCUGGAGAACCCUGCUGUCCACGACCUCGAGAAUGCCUACCUGAUGGAGCGGGACACCGGGAGCAUCUACGUCGCUGAGCCCACGGAUCCCGAAAGAGAACAGGUGCGGGCGAUGUUGAGCAGGAUCCACAAGGCUGCAGGGCACCCAGGGAACGAGCACUUGGCUUACUGGUGUAAGAAGCGACAGUGUCCACGCUGGAUCGUCGAAGAAGCGAUCAACUUACGCUGCGAGGCAUGCGACCUGGUCAAGCACGGCCUUGCCCACAAGGUCAAGGCGAGCCUCGACAUCCCCAUGGCACCUUGGCAGGCAGCCGUCAUGGACGUUUCCGACCUGACGUUUCCAGACUUGAAUGUGAAGGCCAGGUUUCUUCUCAUCGCUGAGGUCGCCACCGGCCUGAUGUGUGGAGACAUCACUGCGAAGAUCGGCCUCAAAGACAAGGGCACGGAUUCGUCAGCUACGCUGUUCACGACGUUUGCCAGAGCCUACCUUCAACACUAUCCCAAGCCAAGGUGGGUUUUCGUCGAUCCUCAGCCAUCUUUUGUGGGCGGCGAGUUUAAAGACAACUGCCAGUUGGCCGGCAUCGGCGUCUCAGCGAAACCAGGAGGAGCACAUUGGAUGGCUGGCGACAUCGAGCGCCGCAUCUCGACCGUCAAGCAGGUAAUGAGGAAGCUUCGCCUACAAUACCCGAAGCUGAGUCCCGAGACCGUGUUCUACAUCUCGAUUGCGGCGGCCAACAACAUGGACAACAUCAAGGGCUACACGCCGAUGCAGUGGGCUUUCGGGUACUCUCCCACCGAGGACCCGAUCUUGGCGCAUAACGCAGCUACUGGCAAGUUGAAGUCCGACUUCUUCGAGAUCGAGCGGGUACGAGCGGAUGCAGAGGCGACUUACCUGAAGGAGAAGGCGUCCAGGAAGAUCUCUGAGCUGAAGAACUCAGCACCACGACCUCGACAUGAAUAUAAGCGAGGCGACUGGGUCUGUGUCUGGCGGUCGUACGCUGCGACAGGGAAGCGAAAGCUUUCCGGACAGGAUUUCUUCACGGACGGCCUCUUCAUCGGACCGGGCAGAGUUCUGUUCUCCGAGCCGGCGGUCCAGACAGGCAACAAGGACGGCGUGAUCUGGGUCAUCAUGGGCAACCGAUGCUGGCGCUGUGCAGCAGAGCAACUGCGGCCAGCCACGCAGUCGGAGAUCGUCCAGAUCAACCUGAAGAAGGACGACAUCCUCAACAGUCCGCUCGAGGACGUCUGGAGGCAUCUCCAGGACUUUGACGACAUCGCCGGGGAGCCCUCCCCAACGGCAGAUGGCAUGAGGAUGCUACCACGUCAACCUCUUGAGGGCAUGCCGAGGGUGGUCGAGAAUCCCGAUGUGGCCGUGGAACCCCACGACGUCACGGAGGCAGAUGACGACCUGGAGGUCGACGAGGCGGCGAGCGACCAUGUGGAAGCCAGCGAGACCGACAUCAUCAACUUCGUGCGGGAUCCGAACAACGAGGCCGAGAUGGACCUGAUGAGGAUUGAGAUCGAGACGGACCUGGAGGAGUUCUGCUUCGAUGCGAGCGCGUACCUGGAGAAGCAGCUGAACCGAGUGGCCAACAACACGGUCAAGAAGGGUGUGGAGGUUUCGUUUAGCCGCCUGAGCCCCGAGGAGAGGCCACUGUUUCAAGAGGCAAUGGCACGGGAGCUGGCGGAACAUCUGGAAGUACCGACAGUCCGGGCUGCAUCGGCUUACGCUGACUACAAUCAUGGUAAAGAUAUUCCAGCGGACAAGCUGAUCAAGAUGAGGUGGCUACUGACCUGGAAGCCUUUGACACCACCUGAACCACCGGACAAGUCGGACCCACACCCCGUGAGCACGCCGGACGGGAAGUUCAAGGCGAAGGCCCGUAUCAUUCUGUUGGGCUUCUCACAUCCAGACCUUGUCAGUCGGGACAAGUUCGGAGAUCGGGUACUUCCCACGGCGUCACCAACCAUUUCAAGAAAAGGGAAGCUGGCACUCCUCCAGAUGGCUGCUUUCCACGGCUGGACCUUCGAGCUAGCCGACGCGAGGUCCGCCUUCCUGCAGGCCGGGCACACCGAGGAGUGGAGGAAGCUCUACACGAAGGGCGUGAAGGAGCUCCGGCAGGCCUUGCAGAUCAACGAGGAGGAGUCUAUGAGAGUCUUGGCAGCGAUCUACGGGAUCACGAAUGCGCCGUGGGUUUUCUGGAAGUACGUGGACCACAAGAUCCACGAAGCAGGAGGCAAGAGCGUUCUCAUCGAGCCAUGCAUCUGGAUCAUUCAGGACCAGAACGGCACCGUGUGCGGGGUCAUUGGCUCGCACGUGGACGACUUUGGCAUCGCAGGCGACAGCGACAACAAGUUCUACCUCGACAUGAAGAACAUGCUGAAGGAGAUGCUGCGGUGGUCUCCAUGGCGGAGCACGCCAUGCAUGUGGGCAGGCAUGUGGAUCACCCAGGAGCCAUCGGGGAAGAUCCAUGCUAGCCAGGAGGAGUUCUGUCACCAGCUCCUUGAGAUCAGGGUCGAGUCCGGCAAGUACCUCUCGAAGGAUGACAAGCUCAAGCCGGAGGACGUCACUCAGUUCAGGGCAGGCCUGAUGAAAUGCCAAUGGAGAGCGACACAAACAGCACCACAGUUCUCAUGUCGGGUGUCACUGUUGGCUCAACGGGUGAACGAGGCGACGUUCGGAGACCUGAAGGACACGAACGCCCUCAUACGCGAUGUGAAGCGGACAGCUCGUGAUUCCCUGGUGUUCCACAACUUCAAUAGCAACGGUGGCGGCAAGCUGAAGUGGGACGACCUAGUGAUCGUGACGUGGGUCGACGCAAGCAGACUACUACAACGAGGAGGCUACAUCGUGGCGUUCACCACGGCCGAGAUCCUCAAGCAGAAGGAAUGCGCAGUAUCGAUCGCCGACUGGAGAUCGUACAAGCUCAAGCGCACCGGCAUCGGCACCAACGGCUGCGAGGGACAGGCUCUGUACGACGGCGAGAACGCGGCGUACCUGAUGCGCCUGCUGUGGUCAGUCAUGCACGGAGUUCCAGUCACCGCGCACACUCAGGAGGAGGUGGCGCAAUCCAUGACCUCGGUGCUGGUGAUCGACAGCCGAGGAGUUUAUGAUUCAGUCCACAAUAAGGAGAGUUUCGGCAUAGGCCUGAGCGAUGCGAGGACCGGCGUGGAGGUUCUACAUGUGAAGGCGAACUGCGGGCCCGAGAAGAACCAGCACCUGGUUUGGGUCCCCUCGGACCUCAAUCUCACCGACGGCCUCACGAAGGACAGUCCCGAGGCACGGAAGCCUCUGGCUCUGUGGCUUGCACGGCGUACCUGGAUCAUCAGGUACGAUGAGGAUUUCAUGUCAGCCAGGAAGCGACAGCGAGCCAACAAACUCGCUCAGGACAAGCCGCAGGCAUCUACUGACGCUGAAGCCGAGGAGGCACUCGACGGUGUCACGUCCCUGCAGGAGGGCCAGAUCAAGGAGGGCCGCGCCCCCUCUUCCCGCGACGACAGCACGGAGGCCACCGGCAGCGUCGCAGGGGCCGGCCUCCCCGGCAUCCCGCCGCUGCACCGGGCCGCGGCGGAG
Molecule: messenger RNA, 4902 nt
Organism: Prorocentrum cordatum
Lineage: Eukaryota; Dinophyceae; Prorocentrales; Prorocentraceae
Source: the annotation of a GenBank genome assembly